This is a messenger RNA of Salvia splendens (bonfire salvia), 4575 nucleotides long. RefSeq lists its product as uncharacterized. The transcript has 6 exons. Gene Ontology annotation, cellular component: nuclear inner membrane; endoplasmic reticulum; nuclear periphery. Bases 199 to 654 code for a protein of 151 amino acids. Gene Ontology annotation, biological process: nuclear membrane organization. Gene Ontology annotation, molecular function: chromatin binding. The record is from RefSeq and is a predicted model, not a curated record. Lineage: Eukaryota; Viridiplantae; Streptophyta; Magnoliopsida; Lamiales; Lamiaceae.
UCUCUCCUCUAGCACAAAAAUAUAAAAAACCCUCCUCCUACCACACUCUCUUUCCGGCGGAGCCAUCCUUCAAUUCUCUGCCGUCUUCCAAGGCCGACUUUUCCCGCUUGAUCGCUGUCGUUUCUAUCGCCGCUGCGGUGGCGGUUGCCUGCUCUUUCAUCACCGCAUCACUUAAUCAGCCGCCUAAACCCUUCUGCGAUGCUACUCAUGACCCCGAUGACUCUCUCGCCGGUACCGGUGGAUGAGCUGUUGGAUAACUUGGAUAAGUACAGCUGGAUAAGGUCGUAUACAUGCAUACAAAACAAAAAGCUAUGGAGACCAUCCGUAGUGCUCUGGAGACAAGAACAGAUAAUCAAGGAACUCAAGUUCCCAGAGUUGCUUGUUAGCAAUUACAAACCACACGGUUGUGUUGUGCGCCAGUGGAUUAUCAAGCAUGCGUUACUCUUACUCCCGGCUUGUGCAUUGAUUGUUGGAUGCAUACUGAUUGCUUGUAGGGCAUAUCAGAGACAUCUCUUGUCUGGUAGAGCCGAGCAACUUUACCAUGAGGUUUGUGAUAUACUUGAAGAAAAACCAUCAUUCUCCAAGAGCAUUAAUGGUGAAAGUGAACCUUGCGUGGUUGCAUCCUCUUUGAGAGACCAUCUUCUCUUGCCCUAGGAGAGAAAGGAUCCGUUACUGUGGAGAAAGGUAUUGAUAUGUUAAAGCAACUUUCAAGCGCUACAUGUUUGUUCUUGUUAGGUAAUAUGUAUCAAGUUAUAUGUGCAAUAUGAAUUAUACAUUUUAUUUUAGUAUAUCAAAAUUAUCGCGUAAAACAAUUUCCCCUUUUAAUUUAUAUCCAAGCACAUGUAACUUAGAUUUGUAUCAGACUAAGGCCUUAUUUACUUUGGUGGCAAAGAGUGGAUUAGAAUGCAUUAAUAAAAAUAAUCCAAUUAUAUCCGGUGCUCAUUUUUUGUGAGAUUAAAAUUGAGGCAUCGUUUAAAAAGGUGUAUUUGAGGUGCUUCUUGGCGCGAGGCAUCUCACCUGAUGUGAAAUGGGGCGUGCGCCUCGGCCCUAAGGUGCAUCAGCAAUAGCCUCACAUUUAGAGUUUACAGUUCCUCCCCCAUUUUUUGGGCUUCUUGAGACUUGAAAAAGAAUGGGCCUUCAUGUUUAAUCAUCAAUAUGAAGUGGGUUGUAUGUAAAUAUAGCUGAUUUAAAAAAAUGAAACAUAUUGAAACCCAAAGAAACCCUUCCUACGUUCUUUUGAAGACUUCCUUUGUGCUCCUUCUCACACCUAUUUAAUUAAUAACUUUAUUUUCGAUUUGAAGACUUAUAACUCACUUUGAACUUAUGAUUUUAUGUGUUUCAUGUUUUUACUGUGUUUUUAUGUGAGUUAUUAACUUAUUAUAUUAGUUGUGAUUUUCACGUGAUUAUAUGAAUUAAGCUCGGUCUUACAACUUGAGGUGUACGCCUCGUGGGGCCAUUGGAAAAUGCCUUGAGUCUUAAAAUGCAUAUUAAAGCCUUGAAUGUAGGAUAACCAAGGCACUUUAUUUAGUUUUGGUGAUUCAGAGUCUCAGACCAUACCUAUCUCUCCUAAGGAGGUGGGAUUUGAUUGAACCAUCACUUGCCUCUUUAAUGCAUCAUUUUAAGCAUGUGAUUUAUUAAUUGAUUAUUGUAUGUUAGGGUCCAUCAAACUAUAUCUAUCCGUCAAGAUAUUAACUCUUAGGGUUCUUCGGUUGCAAAUUUAUUACGAGAAAAAGCGUGAUAGGAAAAGAUGGGAAAAGGAGGAUUCUCGCGUAGAUCAGCACCCGAAGCUAGUAAAGGGAGAAUCUAAGGUUGUAUGGGAGUGGCAAGGUAUGAAUGACGUAUUCUAUUGAGCCAACAAAUUCUCAGCUCUUUUUGCUUGUGUUUCUUGGUUUUUUUUUCGGACAAAUUAUCAAUUAUUCUCGAAAAACCUGAUCUUGAGUCGCACGUCACAAUCAUUCUGAAGUUGUUUAUGAGCUAGAAAAUUUGCGGAGUCGAAGAAUAUUUUGAGUUCUGCUGUGAAAAUCUCCGAAGCCAUUUUCAGAAGUAGCUUCAUUAGAAAGAGAGAUAACGGAUUCAUAGAAGAAAAUAUAUUGUGAAUUGCAGAUUUGUACUUCCGUUGAGUAAUUUGAUUAAAUUCAGGUUGAAAAUUUGAAAAAUGAAAUUAGAAAUAUAUUUUCUGAAUUUAAAAAAUAAUUGAUGUCUCUUUUGAUAUUUUCAAAAGAAAGUAAUUAGUAGUCUCGAAAAUCUUACACUCCAUCCAACCCUAAAUGACUAAAUCUGAACACUCAUCGGUGCGCUCCUAUUCAUUGGGCGUGCACCCCGUCGCCUCGUGCCCAGGUUUAUACCUAAUCGUCCCAUUGCACCCACAUUCUUGACUACAUUGGUUUACCUAGAUAACCCUACUCGUCACAUCAGUUUUGAUUGGGGGAAAUUUUCUACAAAGUCAAAGUUCAUGAUUGUUGUGACCAUGUUUAAAGUUCAUGAGAGAUACCAAAAUUCAGUCAUAGCUCGUGAUUUUAUGAAGCAAUAUCCCCUAAAGCAUAGCAUUUUUCACAUUAUGCUUAUCCUUUAUGAUUUUUAGCUAGAUAGCAUAAAGCACCUGUUUUAACAAAUAAAAUGUGUAAUUAGAUAGCAUAAAGCACCUGUUUUUCGAUAGUGGGAUUCUUUAUACUGACUAUAUAUUGUUGUCCAUUUAUUUGUUCUGUGCAAUGUGUAUGCAUCACAUUUCAUUUUUCAAAUUGGUAGAUAAAGUAUGUUUCAACAUAUGAGAACAUAAGUCCGUUCAAACUAACACAUUGAUAAAGAUGUUAAAGAGUAACUGAAGUCACAGCCAAUUCUGUAAUUCUUCACAAGUUUUUCUUACAGCUGUUUUUUCUAUUAAUUUCUUCUGUUCAGCCUAGUUUACUCAAGCAGAAAAUACAUUGAUGUCACUUAAGUCAGAGGUUGAAAUACUAUAUUAUUGUCCAUCUUUUAGAGAAUGGAGCUAAAUAAGUCACAGAACAAUCAACUAUAUGAUAACUAUCUCAAGCUCAUACACUCACUAUCCAUUCCAUUUCAUUGAGUCUACAUGCUUAAAUGCUUUAAUGCCUGGACUUGGCUUGCUUGGUUUGUGUUUUAUAGGUAAUUUAGCUGCAGCUUCUCUCAUUUCCGUCUCAGUUAUGCAUAUUAUUCUUAGACUUAUCACCAUGGAGGGCUUCUUUUUCGCAAGCUUCAAAUUUAAAGAAGUCAAAUGACUAGAUCUGACUGCCUUAGUUCAAUAUCAUCCUUUCUGUUCUUCAUUCUUGUUGUUUGUUUUUAAUGUGUUCUACUGUUUCAAAAUUUCAAUAGUCUAUACAAUAUGUUUAAGUUAUUCUCCCUUUAAGUCCAGUGUUCAAAUUGAGCUAUGAAUUUCAGUGUUUCACUUGGCUUGCUUCCAUGUAAUGACAACUAAGCUGUACAAGGUCAAAGAACAGGUCUUGAAAUAUUUGCAGGCCUUCAAACAUAUAGAUCUGCAUAUUUCUUAGGAAUCUAACAGUCGCCAUCACUAUUUGGAAUUACAUAAAGUUCAAAUAUUGUUGAAUUUCUUUUAAUAUAAGGAUAGUACAUACACGUAAAUUUGUAAUUAGAAUCUCAGAUAAUCAGUAUAUCGUGCAGUCUUUGUCACAAGUUUGGUUAUUUUAUGUUGGCACUUUAAGCUGUAAAUGGUUCAUUAUUUAUGCAUCGGUCAUGGUUAUUUGAAUGUAAGCACAACAUGAGGUUAAAAUUCUUUGCUUUUUUUGGACUUUCCAAUCUUGCAUCCAUUGUUUAUUUAACUGUGGAGAGUGAAUCUCUCUCUCUCUCUCUAGUUGAAGGCUCUGUAGGCUCUUCAGGAAAGAGAAAAAAAAUUGCUGGAGGUGCCAAGGAAUCCAUGAGUUCAUCUGCCAAUGUUCUUCGCAGGAUUCAUGCUGGUUGAUGGGCAAAGAUAUUGGUGUUAGCUUUGUUCAAGAUGGCUAUAUGGGCAGUUGGAGGUCUCUUUACCAUGAAUGCCAUUCUGAAUAUAUGAUGAUUUUUGUAGUUUGGAUAAGCAGAUAUGCCGAUCUCACAAGUAGGGAUGUGUGCCUUUUAAUAUUUAAAAUUAGGGAUAUUCGCAUCUAAUAUCAUGGAACUUUUAAAAAGUUGAGUUUUUUCACAAAUUUUAAAAUUGACAAAUAAUAUUACGAACUUUACCCAGAGUUUGUUAUUUCUCACUAAUGAAAAAAAAUUCAACUAUAUUAAUAGAUUGAAUAACAAUUUUGGACGGUGAGCUUCAAGAAAAAUUAUCCUCAAAGAUUGGAAAACUUGAAGCUUUCGAAGUUGUUGUCGAGAAAUUAUGAUAAAAAAAUCCGUAUCAUGAUAUUAUUUGUCGGAAUUUUUUCAUUGGUAGGAAAUAACAAACUCGGGGUAAAGUUCGUGAUAUUAUUUGUCAAUUUCAAAGUUCAUGGGAAAAACACAAUUUUUUGAAAGUUCUAUGAUAUUAGGUGUCAAUAUCCUUAAAAUUAAUAGUGGUAUGUUUUGUAAGAAAAUAUGAACGUUAAAGUAUCGAUUUGUAUUUACUAUAGAAGUAAAACUUAAAUAUUA